This is a messenger RNA of Nyctereutes procyonoides (raccoon dog), 15316 nucleotides long. It is a transcript of the gene ALMS1, whose product is annotated as ALMS1 centrosome and basal body associated protein. The coding region runs from base 40 to 14997 and encodes 4985 amino acids. The transcript has 25 exons. Gene Ontology annotation, cellular component: centriole; cytosol; centrosome. NCBI's taxonomy places the organism in Eukaryota, Metazoa, Chordata, Mammalia, Carnivora, Canidae. Gene Ontology annotation, biological process: regulation of centriole replication. The record is from RefSeq and is a predicted model, not a curated record.
UCUCCUCCUCCUCCUCUCCUCCUAGAGCGAGACAGCAAUAUGGAGCCUGAGGACCUGCCGUGGCCCGGCGAGCUCGAGGAGGAGGAGGAGGAGGAGGAAGAGGCGGAGGAGCCGGAGGAGCCGGCGGAGCCGGCGAACCCGGGCUCAGAAGAGGUGGUGACGGUGGAGGAGGUGGAGGAAGAGCAGAGGCGGGAGCUGGACUCGGACUUUAACUCUGAGAGCCCUCCUCGGGAGAGUACGGACGAGGAGGACGACGAAGAGGCCGAGGCCUGGCUGCAGGCGCACCCCGCUGGGCCUCUGCCUCCGUCCUCGCUCUCGCGGCACCGCUUCUCGGAGAACCAGCAGACCGGCCGCGAGCAGGUUGUCCCAUUGACACAUCAUGUAUGGCAAGAGUCAUCAUAUCAAGGCAAUAGUGGAACACAGAUUUCUGAUACUAAUGUGGUCUUUGUGGAAAAAACAGCUUGGUGGGGGUCUAGGAAUGAUCAGAGAACAGAAUCUUGGCAUUAUCCUCCGCAAGAAAUGGACUCUUCCCACACUUUGGAUACAACCCAGACCAGGUUUAAUAUGAGAGAGGAAGGGACCGAAGUGACAGACUUCCCCUCUGUGGAGGAAGGUAUACUGACCCAACCAGAAAAUCAAGUAAAGAAAUCCAAGAGAGAUCUCUUAUGUUCGCCACUGCUAGUCAUACAAGACAACUUUGCUUCUCCUGAUUUGCCUUUGCUGACAUGCUUGACACAAGAUCAAGAGUUUGAGUCUGAUUCCUUAUUUCAACCCAGUGAACUAGAAUUUGUACCUCUGAGGGGAAUUCCUGGUAAGUCUGAAGAUACUGAAUGGUUUUCUCGGCCGUCGGAAGUUAGUGAAGCUUUAUUCCAGGCAGCCUCAGAAGUAGCUUCAGACUUAGGUAACAGUUGUAUUACUGUAUCUCAGCACUCACUUAUAGCUAGUACAGCUGUUGAGUCUCAGCACUCUUUUUUACCUCUUGAACAAGGGACUAAAGAAGAGACUAUUUCGUCUGAUACAGUCGAUGAACUGAAAACCCCCAAAGACUUUGAUAGUUAUGAUGCUCUUUGUUCCUAUAUGACAUGGAAGACACAAGAAAUUCAGGAGCCAGAAACCAGUUUAACUGAUAAAGGUCAAGCUUCUGUUUCAACCUCAUCUUAUACAAGUGAUGAAUACAUGACUCCUGAAGGAAGUGACAGUUUUGAUGCUUCUUGUUCGUAUGUGCAGUAUUGGAAACAGAAAGCUUUACAGCAGUCAGAAAAAUAUUUAACCAAGGGCCUGCAGGGGAAGGCUGAAUCUGGCACCUAUACUCUGGAUGAUGAUACUGAAUGCUGUAACCUAGAUGAGAAUGCUGUUGUAUGCAGUACAAGAGUUGAUGAUCUACAAAGAGAGAUAUGUGAACAAGGUGACUUGACUAGUGAAUGCAUUGAGCUAGCAAGUUUAAAAAAUGUGCUUGAUGAUCUAGAGGUUUGUGACAGCUCCCUGGACUGGGAAUCUAAGGAAGAGAGUGAUUUUGAAGAGUCAGUAGGUCAUUCUAAUAUGGACAUUAAUCAGCCCUUUUCAUCUAUAUUGCCUCCAUUUAUUCCUCAUGAGCCAGCCAGAGAGUUGGAGUAUCACUCUUCAGAUCUCAGAAUGUUGAGAGUAUCUCCUGACACUGUGCAAAAGACUCUCAAACAUUCAGCAGGAGAUACUUCUAAAGGAGGCAUAGCUGUAAUUACUCAAUCCAGCUUGAAACCAGGUAUCACUACUACUCCUAGAGAAUCAGAUACUGGAUCUCUAUUAUCCUUGUUCCCUGAGGACUUUCCUCAAUUGGCUUUAAGAUCUCAAGAGAUUACUAUUGGUCAACACUCUGAUACACUCCACCAACAGGAAUUGGUAGGAAGUCAUAAAACUGAAGAGACUCCAAAAGUUUCAACUCUUCCUAAACUAGAUGACCAGAACACUGGGAUAUCAACAGUACCUUCUAGUUCCUACUCACAAAGAGGGAAGCCCAGUAUUUUACACCAACAGUCCUUGCCAGACAGUUAUCUAGCUGAAGAGGCUCUUAAAGUUGCAGCUCUUCCGGAAACUACUGACCAGAAGACUAGCAUACCUACAGUCCUUCCAGGUUCCUACUCACUUGGAGAGAAGUGUAAUAUUUUCCACCCUGAGAAUUUGCCAGAGAGUCAUCUAACUGAAGAGGCUAUAAGAGUUUCGGCUUUUUCUGGUCUUGCUGACCAGAAGACUGACAUACCUACAGUCCUUCCAAGUUCCUAUUCGCUCAGAGAAAAGCACAAUAUCUUUUACCAACAGGCCUUGCCAGACAGUCAUCUAACUGAAGAGGCUGUUAGAGUUUCAGCUGUUCCUGGUCCUGCUGAUCAGAAGACUUGCAUACCUAUAGUCCUUCCAGGUUCCUACUCACUUGGAGAGAAGCACAAAAUCUUCUGCCAACAGGCCUUGCCAAAUAGCCAUCUAACUAAAGAGACUCUAAAAGUUUCAGCUGUUCCUGGUCCUGUUGAACAGAAGAGUGUAAUACCUAUAGUCCUUCCAGGUUCCUACUUACUUGGAGAGAAACGUAAUAUUUUCCACCCUCCGACAUUGCCAGAGUGUCAUCUAACUGAAGAGGCUGUAAGAGUUUCGGCAGCUGUUCCUGGUUCUGUUGACCAAAAGACUGGCAUACCUACAGUCCUUCCAGGUUCCUUUUCACUUGGAGAGAAGGCCAGUAUCUUUCACCAACAGGCCUUGCCAGAGAGUCAUCUAACUAAAGAGGCUCUAAGAGUUUCAGCUGUUCCUGGUCCUGUUGACCAGAAGACUGGCAUACCUACUGUCCUUCCAGGUUCCUACUCACCUGGAGAGAACCGUAAUAUAUUCCAACCUCAGACUUUGCCAGAUGGUCAUCUAACUGGAGAGGCUGUAAGAGUUUCAGCUGUUCCUGGUCCUGUUGAUCAGAAGACUGGCAUACCUACAGUCCUUCCAGGUUCCUACUCACUUGGAGAGAAACGUAAUAUUUUCCACCCUCAGACUUUGCCAGGCAUUCAUCUGACUGAAGAGGCUCAAAGAGUUUUGGCUGUUCCUGGUCCUGCUCAUGAGAAGCCUGGCAUACCUACAGGCCUUGCAGGUUCCUACUCACUUGGAGAGAAGCGUAAUAUUUUCUACCCUCAGACCUUGCCACAGAGUCAUCUAACUGAAGAGGCUCUAAAAGUAUUGGCUGGUCCUGGUCCUGCUAACCAGAAGACUGGCAUAUCUACAGGCCUUCUAGGUUCCUACUCACUUGGAGAGAAGUGUAACAUUGUCCACCCUGAGACUUUGUCAGGCAGUCAUUUAACUGAAGGGACUCAAAGAGUUUUGGCUGUUCCUGGUCCUGUUGACCAGAAGACUGGCAUACCUACAAUCCUUCCAGGUUCCUACUCACUUGGAGAGAAACGUAAUAUUUUCCACCCUGAGAAUUUGCGAGACAGUCAUUUAACUGAAGAGGCUCUAAGAGUUUCAGGUGUUCCUAGUCCUGCUGACCAGAAGACUGACAUACCUGCAGGCGUUGCAGGUUCCUACUCACUUGGAGAGAAGCGUAAUAUUUUCUACCCUCAGACCUUGUCACAGAGUCAUCUAAUUGAAGAGGCUAUAAGAGUUUCUGCUUUUCCUGGUCCUGCUGACCAGAAGACUGGCAUACCUACAGGCCUUGCAGGUUCCUACUCACUUGGAGAGAAGUGUAAUAUUGUCCACCCUGAGACUUUGCCAGACAGUCAUUUAACUGAAGGGAGUCAAAGAGUUUUGGCUAUUCCUGGUCCUGUUGACCAGAAGACUGGCAUACCUAGAGUCCUUCCAGGUUCCUACUCACUUGGAGAGAAGCGUAAUAUUUUCCACCCUGAGAAUUUGCCAGACAGUCAUCUAACUGAAGAGGCUCUAAAAGUGUUGGCUGGUCCUGGUCCUGCUGACCAGAAGACUGGCAUACCUACAGGCCUUCCAGGUUCCUACUCACUUGGAGAGAAGCAUCAUAUUUUCCACUCUGAGAAUUUGCCAGACAGUCAUCUAACUGAAGAGGCUCUAAAAGUUUUGGCUGUUCCUGGUCUUGCUGACGAGAAGACUGGCAUACCUACUGUCCUUCCAGGUUCCUACUUACUUGGAGAGAAGCAUCAUAUUUUCUACUCUAAGAAUUUGCCAGACAGUCCUCUAACAGAAGAGGCUAUAAGAGUUUCUGCUUUUCCUGGUCCUGUUGACCAGAAGACUGACAUACCUACAGGCUUUCCAGGUUCUUACUCACUUGAAGAGAAGCAUAAUACUGUCCACCCUGAGAUUUUGCUGGACAGUCUUCUGACUGAAGAGGCUGUUAGAGUUUUGGCUGUUCCUGGUCCUGAUGACCAGAAGGCUGACGUACCUACAGGCCUUCCAGGUUCCUACUCACUUGGAGAGAAGUGUAAUAUUGUCCACCCUGAGACUUUGCCAGACAGUCAUCUAACAGAAGAGGCUGUAAGAGUUUCAGCUGUUCCUGGUCCUGUUGACCAGAAGACUGGCAUACCUACAGGCCUUCCAGAUUCCUACUCACUUGGAGAGAAGCAUAGCAUUUUCCACCCUGAGAUUUUGCCAGGUAAUCAUCUAACUGAAGAGGCUGUUAGAGUUUUGACAGUUCCUGGUCCUCCUGACCAGAAGACUGACAGACCUACAGGCCGUCCAGGUUCCUACUCACCUAGAGAGAAGCAUAAUAUUUUCUACCCUCAGACCUUGCCAGAGAGUCCUCGAACAGAAGAGGCUCUAAGAGUUUCAGCUGUUCCUGGUCCUGUUGACCAGAAGACUGGCAGACCUACAGUCCUUCCAGGUUCCUACUCACCUGGAGAGAAGCAUCAUAUUUUGCACCCUGAGACUUUGCCAGACAGUCAUCUAACAGAAGAGUCUCUGAAAAUUUCAACUGUUCCUGUACCUACUGACCAGAGGACUGAGAAAAUAAUAGUACCCUCUGCUUCCCUUUCACAAAGAGAGAAGCAUGUUAUUUUCUCUCAACAACAGUUGUCAGAUGGUGAUCUAACUGCACAGGUUCUGAAAGCUUCAGUUGCUCCUGGACCAGCUGAUCAAAACAUUGGACUACCUACAUUAUCUUCAAGUUCCUACUCACUUGGAGAGAAGCACUGUAUCUGUUACCAACAGGCCUUGCUAGAUAGUCAUUUAAUUGAACAGGCUCAGAAAGUUGCAGCUGUUCCUAGACCAGCUGAUCAGAAGACUAGGAUACCUUUGGCAUCCUCUACUUCUUACUUACAGGGAGAGAGACCCCAUAUUUUCUGUCAACAGACAUUGCCAGAAAGUGAUCUAACUGAACAGGCCCUGAAAUAUUCUCCUGGAUCUGCUGAGCAGAAGACUGGAAUACCAACGUUAACCUCUACUUCUUAUUCACAUAGAGAGAAGUCCAGUAUAUCCCACCAACAGGAGUUGCCAGAUAGUCCUCUAGCUGAACAGGCUCAGAAAGUUCCAGCUGUUCCUGGACCAGCUGAAAAAAAGAGUGGGUCACUAUCAGAAGCUUCUAAUUUCUCCUCACGUAGAGAGAAGCACAGUAUUUUCUACCAACAGGAGUUUCUAGGCAGUUCUCUAAUUGAACCGGCUCAGAAAGUUUCACCUGUUCCUGGUCCUACUGACCAAAAGCCUGAGAUAUCAACAGUAACCUCUACUUACUCCCAUGUAGAAAAGCCCUUUAUUUUCUACCCACAGGGCUUACCAGACAGUCCUCUUCCUGAGGAAGCUCUAAAAGUUACAGCUGUUUCUGAACCAGCUGACCAACAGACUGGCACACCAGUAGUUCCCUCUUCUUCCUACUCACCUGGAGAGAAACCCAUUAUUUUCUACCCACAGAGCUUGACAGACGUUUAUCUCACUCAAGAGGCUCUGAAAGUUUCAGCCAUAUCUGGAUCAGCUGACUGGAAGACUGGAAUACCAACAGUAUCCUCUACUUCCUACUCAAAUAGAGAGAAGCCCAUUAUUUUCUACCCUCAGGGCUUGACAGAUAGUCAGCUACCUCAGGAGGCUCUGAACAUUUCAGCCAUUCCUGGACCAGCUGACCAGAAGACUGGGUUACCGUCAGAACCUUCUAGUUCCUACUCACUUAGAGAGAAGCCCGUUAUUUUCUACCCACAGGACUUGACAAAUAGUCAGCUACCUCAGGCGGCUCUGAAAGUUUCAGCCAUUCCUGGACCAGCUGACCAAAAAACUGGGUUACCAUUAGAAGAUUCUAGUUCCUACUCACAUAGAGAGGAGCCCAUUAUUUUCUACCCACAGGGCUUGACAGACAGUCAGCUACCUCAGGCAGCUCUGAAACUUUCAGCUAUUCCUGGACCAGCUGACCAGAAGACUAGGUUACCAUCAGAACCUUCUAGUUCCUACUCAUUUAGAGAGAAGCCCAUUAUUUUCUACCCACAGGGCUUGACAGAUAGUCAGUUACCUCAGGAGGCUCUGAACGUUUCAGCCAUUCCUGAACCAGCUGACCAGAAGACUGAGUUACCAUCAGAACUUUCUAGUUCCUACUCACCUGGAGAGAAGCCCAUUAUUUUCUACCCACAGGGCUUGACAGAUAGUCAGUUACCUCAGGAGGCUCUGAAAGUUUCAGCUCUUCCUGGACCAGCUGACCAGAAGACUGGGUUGCCAUCAGAACCUUCUACUUCCUACUCACCUAGAGAGAAGCCCAGUAUUUUCUACCCACAGGACUUGACAGAUAGUCAGCUACCUCAGGAGCCUCUGAACAUUUCAGCUAUUCCUGGACCAGCUGAUCAGAAGACUGGGUUACCAUCAGAAUCUUCUAGUUCCUACUCACCUAGAGAGAAGCCCAUUAUUUUCUACUCACAGGGCUUGAUAGAUGGCCAGGUACCUCAGGUGGCUCUGAAAGUUUCAGCUACUCCUGGACUAGCUGACCAGAAGACUGGGUUGCCAUCAGAACCUUCUAGUUCCUAUUCACCUAGAGAGAAGCCCAUUAUUUUCUACCCACAGGGCUUGACAGACAGUCAGCUACCUCAGGAGGCUUUGAAAGUUUCAGCUAUUCCUGGACCAGGUGAUCAGAACACUGGGUUACCAUCAGAACCUUCUACUUCCUACUCACCUAGAGAGAAGCCCAGUAUUUUCUACCCACAGGACUUGACAGAUAGUCAGCUACCUCAGGAGCCUCUGAACAUUUCAGCUAUUCCUGGACCAGCUGAUCAGAAGACUGGGUUACCAUCAGAAUCUUCUAGUUCCUACUCACCUAGAGAGAAGCCCAUUAUUUUCUACUCACAGGGCUUGAUAGAUGGCCAGGUACCUCAGGUGGCUCUGAAAGUUUCAGCUACUCCUGGACUAGCUGACCAGAAGACUGGGUUGCCAUCAGAACCUUCUAGUUCCUAUUCACCUAGAGAGAAGCCCAUUAUUUUCUACCCACAGGGCUUGACAGACAGUCAUCUACCUCAGAAGGCUCUGAAAGUUUCAGCUAUUCUUGGGCCAGGUGAUCAGAAAACUGGGUUACCAUCAGAACCUUCUAGUUCGUACUCACACAGAGAGAAGUCUAAUAUUUUUUACGCACAGGAGUUCCCAGGCAGUCAUCUAACUGAAGAGGCUCUGAAAGUUUCAGCUUUUUCUGGAAUAGGUGAUCAGAAGACUGGGAUACCCACGGUACUUUCAAGUUCCUACUCUCUUGGAGGGAAGCCCAUUAUUUUCUACCAGCAGGCCUUAUCAGAUAGACAUCUCACUGAUGAGGCUCUGAAUGUUUCAGCUUCUUCUGGACCAGCUGACCAGGAGACUGGGAUACCAGCAGUAUCUUCUGUUUCUUACUCUCAUAGAGAGAGGCCCAGUAUUUUGUACCAACAGCCCUUCUCAGACAAUCAGUUGGCUAUAGCAGCUCUGAAAGUUUCAGCUGUUUCUGGGUCAGAUGAUCAGAAGACCAGAAAACCAACAAUUACUUCUGCUUCUUACUCAGAGAGAGAGAAGCCAAUCAUUUAUCAUCAGGAGUUGCCAGAUCUUACUCAAGAGUCUUUACGUGUUUUCAGGAUUCCUGGACUAGGUGACCAGAGGACUGGAGUAACAGCAGUAACCUCUACUACUUAUUCACAUAGAGAGAAGCCUGUCAUUUCUUAUCAGCAGGAGUUGCCAGCUCCUAACGAAGGUGCUUUAAAAGUUUUAGGGGCUCCUGGGUCAGCUGACCAGCAGUCUGGGAUACAAUUUGGACCCUCUACUUCCUAUUCACAUAGAGAGAGCCCCAUCUUUUCUUACCUGGAGUCUCCAGACAAUACUGAAGAAACUCUGAAAGUUUCAGCUGUUUCUGGACCAGGUGACCAGAAGACUGGGAUACAUAUAAUUCCCUCUAGUUCCUACUCGUAUAGAGAGAAGGACAGUAUUUUUUACCAGGAGGAGCUGCCAGAUGUUACUGAAGCAGCUUUAAAAGUUUUUGCUCUUCCUGGACCUGCUGACCAGAAGACUGAGAUACCAACAGGACCUUCUAGCUCUUACUCACAUGAAGAGAAACUGAAGAUUUCACCUGUGAUUUUACCAUAUGACCAGGAGACUGAAUUACUAACAGCUCCCCUUAGUUUCUACUCACAAAGAGAAAAGCCCAAAAUUUCAACUGUGAUUGGAUCAGAUAACCAGAAGACUCCAUUACUGACAGUUCUUCAUAAGUCCUAUUCUCAGAAAGUAAAGCCCGGUAUUUUCUUUCAACAUCAGCUGUCCGAUAAACAUCAAAGUGAGAAUACUUUGAAGAUAUCAGCUGUCUCUGAAUCAAUUGAUGUGAAUUCUGGGAUACCAAUAUCUCUUUCUAGUUCCUAUUCCCACAGAGAGAAAUCUAAUAAUUUCUACCCACAGGAAUUGCCAGACAAACAUCUAGGGGAAGGUGCACUGAAGGUUUCAACAAUUCCUCUACCAGCCGACCAGAAAAGUGUGUUACCAACUCCUCCUAGUUCCUUUUCACACAGAGAACAACCAGAUAUUUUCUGUCAACAGGAUUUUCCAGAUAGACACCUAACACAGGAUGCUCUGAUGUUCUCGAGUGGUGUUGGGCAAGUUGAUCAGAUUACUGGGUUAUCCACAGUUACCCCUGGUACUUAUUCAUAUAGUGAGAAGCAGAAGCUAGUUUCAGACCAUGUUCAAAUGCUAAUAGAUAAUUUAGAUUCUUCUAACUCCAGUGUUACCUCAAACAGUAUGCCUUUAAAUUCUCAGGCUGAUGGUAGAGUAAUAAUAAGUAAGCCAGAAUCUUCAAGUUUUGAAGAUGUUAGGUCUGAGGAAAUUCAGGAUAGAAGCAGUGGUUCCAAAACUCUUAAAGAGAUUCGGACCCUUUUAAUGGAGGCAGAAAAUAUAGCACUGAAACGAUGCAAUUUUCCUGCUCCCCUUGUCCCCUUCAGAGAUGUUAGUGAUAUUUCAUUUAUACAAUCUAAGAAGGUGGUUUGCUUCAAAGAACCUCUCACAGCUGAUGAGUAUAAUGGUGAUUUGCCUCAGAGACAACCAUUUAUAGAGGAAAGCCCAAGCAACAAGUGCAUACAGAAGGAUAUUAGCACACAGACAAAUCUAAAAUGCCAGAGAGGCAUUGAGAAUUGGGAGUUUAUUAGUUCAACUACAGUUAGAAGUCCUCUACAGGAAGCAGAAAGCAAAGCCAGAGUGACCGUAGACGAAACCCUUCGGCAAUAUAGAGCAGCCAAAUCUGUAAUGAGAUCUGAACCUGAAGGGUAUAGUGGAACCAUUGGGAAUAAAAUUGUAAUACCUAUGAUGACUAUCAUUAAAAGUGAUUCAAGUAGUGAUGCCAGUUCCUGCUCAUGGGACAGUAAUUCACUGGAGUCAGUUUCUGAUGUUCUUCUAAACUUCUUCCCAUAUUCUUCACCCAAGACAAGCCUAACAGAUAGUAGAGAAGAGGGUGUGUCAGAGAGUGAUGAUGGUGGUGGUAGCAGUGUAGAUUCACUGGCUGCACAUGUCAGAAACCUUCUGAAAUGUGAAUCCUCAUUGAAUCAUGCUAAACAAAUACUCAGAAAUGCAGAGGAAGAGGAAUGUCGAGUACGAGCACGAGCCUGGAAUCUGAAAUUUAAUCUGGCUCAUGAGUGUGGGUACUCCAUUUCAGAAUUAAAUGAAGAUGACAGGAGAAAAGUAGAAGAGAUCAAAGCAAAGUUGUUCAGUCAUGAGAGAACAACUGACUUGUCCAAGGGUUUACAGAGUCCACGGGGAAUAGGAUGCAAGCCAGAAGCUGUAUGUAGUCACAUUAUUAUUGAGAGCCAUGAAAAAGGAUGUUUCAGGACUCUAACUGCCGAACAACCACAAUUGGAUAGUCACCCUUGUGUUUUCAGAUCUGCUGACCCCUCAGACAUGAUCAGAGGACAACGGAGUCCAUCAUCAUGGAGAACCAGACACAUCGACCUUUCCAAAUCACUAGACCAGUGUAACCCCCAUUUCAAAGUUUGGAAUUCCUUGCAGUUACGAAGUCAUUCCCCAUUUCAAAACUUUGCAGCUGAUGACUUCAGAAUUAGCCAGGGUCUUCGAAUGCCAUUCCAUGAAAAGAUAGACCCUUGGCUGUCAGAAUUAGUAGAACCUGCUUCUGUGCCACUUGAAGAAAUGGAUUGUCAUUCUUCAUCACAAAUGCUGCCCCCUGAACCCAUGAAAAAGUUUACUACUUCCAUCACUUUUUCAUCUCACCGACAUUCUAAAUGCUUUUCAGAUUCCUCUGUUCUUAAGGUUGGUGUUACUGAAGGUAGCCAGUGUACUGGAGCAUCUGUGGGGGUAUUUAAUUCUCAUUUCACUGAAGAGCAAAAUCCUCCCAGAGAUCUAGAACAGAGAACCUCUUCCCCUUCAUCAUUUAAAAUUGUUAGUCAUUCACCAGAUAAAGCUGUGACUAUUUUAGCAGAAAGUAGCAGGCAAAGCCAAAAGUUAUCUGUUGAACAUUCUCAGCAAGAAGAAAAAUUCUUAGAAAGAUCAGAUUUUAAAAGCAGUGACUCUGAGCCUAGUACCAGUACAAAGUGUAGCAAUGUCAAGGAAGUUCAUUUUUCUGAUAACCAUACCUUCAUUAGCAUGAGCAGACCAAGUUCCACACUAGGAGUAAAAGAGAAGAAUGUAACUAUAACUCCAGAUCUUUCUUCGCACAUUAUUCUUGAACAACGACAGCUUUUUGAACAAAGCAAAGCCCCACAUGCAGAUCACCAUGUGAGAAAACACCAUUCUCCCCCUCCUCAACAUCAGGAUUACGUAGCUCCAAACCUUCCAUGUCGCAUUUGUCUUGAAAAACAAGAACUCUUUGAGCAAAGCAAAGCCCCACAUUUAGAUCAUCAGAUGAGAGAAAACCACUCUCCCUUUCUUCAAGGUCAGGAUUAUAUAGCUUCAGACCGACCUUCUUCCAUUUUUCUUGAACAACGUCAGCUCUUUGAACAGAGCAAAGCCCCAGAUGUAGAUCACAUGGGAAAAUACCAUUCCCCUCUUCCUCAAGUUCAGGAUUAUGUAGUAGAAAAGAAUAAUCAACAUAAAUUUAAAUCAUACAUUUCUAAUAUGAUAAAUGUUGAAGCCAAGUUCGAUAAUGUGAUUUCCCAAUCAGCCCCAAGUCAGUGUACAUUAGUAACAUCUACAUCUGCAUGUACUCCACCCUCAAAUAGAAAAGCACUUUCUUGUUUUCGUAUAACUCUUUAUCCCAAGACUCCUUCCAAGUUGGAUAGUGGAACGUUAGAUAAAAGAUUUCACACAUUGGAUCCGGCUUCUAAAACAAGGAUGAAUAGUGAGUUUAACUCUGACCUACAAACUAUAUCUUCAAGAUCGUUGGAACCAACCUCCAAAUUAUUGGCCAGUAAACCUAUAGCACAGAAUCAAGAAUCUUUAGGUUUUGUAAGACCUAAAUCUUCACCGGACUUCCAAGUUGUACAGUCUCCUCUUCCAGAUAGUAAUGAUAUUUCUCAGGACUUGAAAAGCAUACUUUUUCAGAAUAGCCAGAUAGUAACCUCAAGGCAAACACAAGUGAACAUUUCAGAUUUGGAAGGAUAUUCAAGUCCAGAAGGGACUCCGGUAUCUGCAGAUCGAGACACAGGCAGAGGGAGAAGCAGACUCCAUGCCAGGAACCCGACGUGGGACUUGAUCCCGGGACUCCAGGAUCGCGCCCUGGGCCAAAGAUCAUCAGAGGGGAUUAAGGCCCCAUUUUCUGCCUUCCCUGGAAAAUUGUCAUCUGAUGCAGUCACUCAGAUAACAACAGAAAGUCCAGGAAAAACCAGGUUUUCAUCUGAGAUUUUUAUUAAUGCCAAAGAUCGUGGACUUGCAAUUUCAGAGCCCAGUACCCAGAAGCUGGGCAAAGGUCCUGUUAAGUUUGCCUCAUCAUCUUCAGUCCAGCAGAUUACUCAUCCUCAUGGCACAGAUGCCCAGCCUUCACUGUUGCCGUAUAAACCUCCUGGUAGUACAAAGAUGUACUAUGUUCCACAAUUAAGACAAAUUCCUCCAUCUUUGGAUUCCAAAUCAGACACUACCGUUGAGAGCUCACACUCAGGAUCCAAUGAUGCCAUUGCUCCAGACUUCCCAGCAGAAGUGCUAGGCACAAGGGAUGAUGACCUCACAGUCCCUGCUAACAUUAAACAUAAAGAGGGGAUCUACAGUAAGAGGGUGGUGCCUAAGGCAUCCUUGUUAGUAGGGCGAAAAACCCCUCAGAAAGAUAAUGCAGAUGCCCAAGUUCAGGUUUCCAUCACUGAAGAUGAGAACCUCUCAGACAAAAACCAGAAAAAGGAAAUCUACACUAAAAAGGCAGUGACUAAGGCUGCCCAGCCUGAAGAAGAAUCUUUGCAGAAAGCCUCUAAAGGUUCCAGCGAUGCUGCUGUUGCAGAGCACUCAGCUCGACUACAAGACGUAAAGCUUGAAAGUCUGCCAGACACUAAAGCCAUUAAACAGAAAGAGGAGAUCCUUAAUGAGAGGACAUUUCCUAAGGAAGCCUGGAAAGAAGAUAAGGAAUCCUUGCAGAUAGAUAUUGCAGAGUCCAGAUGUCAUUCAGAAUUUGAAAAUACUACCCAUUCUGUCUUCAGGUCAGCCAAGUUUUACUUUCAUCAUCCCGUGCACCUACCAAGUGAUCAAGAUUUCUGCCAUGAAUCCUUAGGGAGGAGUGUUUUCAUGAGGCAUUCUCUGAAGGAUUUCUUUCAGCAUCAUCCAGACAAACAGAGAGAACACACCAGUCUUCCUUCCCCUCGUCAAAAUGUGGAAAAGACAAAGACAGAUUAUACCAGAAUAGAGAGCCUCAGUAUCAAUGUAAACUUGGAAAACGAUGUGAUGCAUACUGCUAAAAGUCGGGCUAGAGAUAAUCCAAAGAGUGACAAACAACUUAAUGAUCAAAAAAGGGAUCAUAAGGUCACCCCAGAGCCAACAGCUCAGCACACAGUGAGUUUGAAUGAACUCUGGAACAGGUAUCAGGAGCGACAGAGGCAACAGAGGCCUCCCCAGUUUGGUGAUAGGAAAGAACUUUCCUUGGUGGAUCGACUGGAUCGUUUGGCUAAACUUCUUCAGAAUCCCAUCACAUAUUCUCUCCGGACCUCUGAAAGCACACAAGAUGAUAGCAGAGGAGAAAGAGAUGUUAAGGAAUGGAGUGGUAGACAGCAACAGCAGAAAAACAAGCUUCAGAAAAAGAAGCGGUAUAAAAGCCUAGAGAAAUUUCAUAAAAACGCAGGAGAGCUUAAAAAAAGUAAGAUGCUUUCUACUCAUCAAGCUGGAAAAUCCAAUCAGAUUAAAAUUGAACAGAUUAAGUUUGAUAAGUAUAUCCUGAGAAAACAGCCAGAUUUUCACUACAGAAACAACACUUCUUCAGAUUCUAGACCCUCAGAGGAGAGUGAGCUGCUCACAGAUACUGCCACCAACCUCCUUUCCACCACCACUUCUCCUGUGGAAUCAGAUAUAUUGACCCAAACAGAUAGAGAGGUGACCUUGCAGGAGAGGAGCAGCUCCAUCUCCACCAUUGACACUGCCCGACUGAUCCAAGCUUUUGGCCAUGAGAGAGUUUGUCUGUCACCCAGGCAAAUUAAGUUAUACAGCAGCAUCACUGACCAUCAGAGGAGAUACCUUGAGAGGCGGAGCAAGAAGAACAAGAAAGCAUUGAAUAUGAAUCAUCCCCAAAUGACUUCUGAGCACACCAGAAGGAAACACAUCCAGGUGGCAGACCAUGUGAUUUCUUCUGACUCUGUUUCAUCUUCUACCAGUAGUUUCUGGAGCUCAAGCUCUACCCUUUACAACAUGCAAAAUGUACAGAUGUUAAACAAAGCUGUACAAGCAGGUAACUUGGAGAUCGUGAACGGUGUCAAAAAACACACUCGUGAUGUUGGGAUGACUUUCCCAACUCCAAGUUCUAGCGAGGCUAGGAUAGAAGAGGACAGUGACAUGACUUCUUGGUCAGAAGAAAAAAUAGAAGAGAAAAGACUUCUCACCAAUUAUCUUGGGAACAAAAAGUUAAGGAAGAACAAACACAGUUGCUGUGAAGGAGUAUCAUGGUUUGUUCCUGUGGAAAACGUGAAGUCUGAACCUAAGAAGGAAAACCUACCCAAGCUUCAUGGCCCUGGUAUCUGCUGGUUUGCACCAAUAACCAACACCAAACCGUGGAGGGAACCUCUACGGGAACAGAACUGGCAGGGACAGCACGUGGAUGGCCACAGGCCACUAGCAGGCCCAGACAGAGAGCGACUGAGGCCAUUUGUGAGAGCAACCCUACAGGAAUCCCUUCACCUUCACAGACCUGACUUCAUCUCCCGCUCUGGGGAGCGGAUAAAGCGUCUGAAGCUGAUAGUCCAGGAGAGGAAGCUGCAGAACAUGUUGGAAAGUGAGCGAGAGGCACUGUUCAAUGUUUCAAGAGAAUGGCAGGGCUACCGGGACCCCACGCACCCGCUCCCGAAGAGAGGUUUCCUGGAUGCCCGAAAGAGCAGGCCUAUUGGGAAGAAGGAAAUGAUUCAGAGGUCUAAACGAAUUUAUGAGCAGCUGCCAGAAGUGCAGAGAAAGAGAGAAGAGGAGAAGAGGAGAUUGGAAUAUAAGUCAUACCGGCUGCGAGCUCAGCUAUUCAAGAAGAAAGUGACCAAUCAACUCUUGGGGAGAAAAGUUCCCUGGAACUGAUAUAAGAUUAUUUUCCUCAGAAUCUUGGAAUUAUAUUUUAUCAACCUGAAGAAGCACAGUCCUUACUUUUAUGAGUCUGGUUUAAUAAAACUUAACUCGUUGUCCAUGUGUAAUUUAGAAGUAGUAACCUGAAGAGUCUGAGACCAAUUGGUGAUUAAGAUUAUUAAUGGUUUGGUAGUAGUACUUUCUCCACAGUGGCCCUGCCCACAGGAAUGUUUGUCACAAUGAUAUCAUUUCUGAACUGUGGCCACAAAUAAGUCCCUUUUUGUAUGUGUUUUUAUAGUUUAGAAAAUAAAUAACUUUUGAUUGAUUCAUAGUA